Messenger RNA from Cryphonectria parasitica EP155, 414 nucleotides. Its product is annotated as putative L-PSP endoribonuclease family protein. NCBI's taxonomy places the organism in Eukaryota, Fungi, Ascomycota, Sordariomycetes, Diaporthales, Cryphonectriaceae. The transcript has 3 exons. Bases 1 to 414 code for a protein of 137 amino acids. Gene Ontology annotation, cellular component: mitochondrion; cytosol. Gene Ontology annotation, molecular function: deaminase activity. The record is from RefSeq and is a predicted model, not a curated record.
AUGUCGCCCAUCAAGACAGCCAUCAACUCAGACAAGGCCCCUCCCCCAAGAGAGGGUGUCCUCAACUCGGCCAUCGUGUCAGGUGGCUUCGUCUUCUGCAGCGGGCAGCUCGCGCGGAGCCCCGAGACGGGCAAGAUGGUCGAGGGAGAUAUCCAGGCACGCACACAUCAAGUGAUCCGCAAUCUGGCCGCGUUGCUCGAGGCUGCAGGCAGCCACAUCGACAACGUGGUCAAGGUCAAUGUGUUCCUGGCCGAUAUGAAGGAUUUUGACCAGAUGAACGAAGUGUACAAACAGUACUGGGGCAGUGUCAAGCCCUCUCGGACAUGUGUGGCCGUCAAGACGCUGCCUGGUGGCACAGAUGUGGAAAUUGAGUGUGUCGCCGCGGUGGGUGCUGGUGCCAGAGCCAAGCUCUGA